CUGAAGGAAGAUGGCCACUUGACGACAACGUAAACAGUGCUGUUUGCUGUGGAUGUUAGACAUUUCUUUCGUGCUAAGGUGUUAUAUAUCUCAACACGAUUGGGCUUCCGAUGUUGAUGUGAAUUUUUAGGUAGAAUUCACUGAGAGAUUCAAAAUGCCCAGUGCAGGAGCGAUCUGUCCUCCACAAAUCAUACCUCUGAGGGAACCAUACCCAGGUUUAGCCUCAAACAGAGUUGAUUCUUCAACUUUCUUAGAGCUUUACUCAGAGUCUCCCGGUGCUAAGAUAUAUUUCACAACAGAUGGAACCAAGCCUAGUCCAUUUCAAAGGAUAAUUACAGGCAGAGAAGUUACCUUCAAAUACAUUGCCCCAUUCACUCUUAAACCUGGAAAGAGGACCUUAAAAUGUGUAGCAGUUUCCAGAGAUGGAAUGCGAGAAAGUGAUGUGGUGACAAAGACACUGACAGUUGAUGACAUAGGAUUUACAACCACAACAUAUACUUCUACCUCAGAAUAUGAUUCCACUUCCACAUGUGUUGAAUCGGAUGAUGAUAAACCUAGGUCUAGAAGUCGAACAAAACCUAGGAAAAAGGGGUCACCCAGCCGCCGACCUUUGCAAACUACCCCAAGAGAGGCCUGGGCUGCCAGCAACACUCAAAUAGACAGGGUGGCAGGCACUUCAGGAUAUGACAGCACAGCUGUGCCAGAAGGACCUUUCAAUCCCACAAAUUACUCUGGCACCCAGAUAAAUGUGUGGGGCUCGACAUCUGGGCAGAGCAUGCAGGUAAACCCCAAUGGUACUGUCACCAUGGGACCUGGCAACCCAACAGGGGCAUCCCAUCCCAACACCCAGUAUGGAUUCCUCACUGAGCAGAUGAUAAAGAACUGCAAGCCUACAGAUAAGUGCUUGACGGUGGGUGACCUGAGGAAAGCCUUGGAGGACCAGAAACCUAAAGAGCCUCCCCCAUCUCCUGUCAAGGCCAUUGAGUACCCUGUGUAUAAGGAUCCACCUGUGAAUGCUAUCAGUCCGGGCAAGGGAGAAUGGAAGGAGCAAAUACUGCACAUUUAUUCCCACAUGCUUGAAUAUGCAAAAGGCCAUACUGACUUCAAGAUUAAAGUUUCUGAGCCCAAAAUGGGAAAGAUGUUGUCAGCUGAGAUGGUUGAUGAAGGCGAUGGCUACAGAGUGUCCGUGGUUCUUGCCAAGCCAGGAGUUCCAAGAGGAGCUGUGCGUAAACCACCCAAAGUUAAGGAGGCACCACCUCCGUCCACGACAAAGAGGAAACCAUCAACAUCAUCGACUAAAGAAACCAAACCUAAGCCCAAACCCAAGGCUGAUCCUUACUUUGACAUGGAGACUGAAAACUUGAAUACUGAAGGAACUGUCAAGCCUUACCCGAACUUUAAUGCUGAACAAGAUUGUGAGGUAUUGCGGAGUGCUAUGAAAGGAAUUGGAACUGAUGAAGAGGCAAUAAUUAACAUUAUGGCUUACAGAUCCAGUCCUCAAAGGGUAGAAAUUGUCAGCACGUACAAGACCCUGUUUGGGAAGGAUUUAAUUGAGGAUUUUAAGAGUGAGCUGAGUGGCAACCUGCUGGAGACUGUGAAGAGACUGUGUCUGGGACCUGCAGCGUUUGACGCUAAGGAGCUCAGGAAUGCCAUCAAGGGAUUGGGAACAGAUGAAGAUGUCCUCAUUGAAAUUCUCUGCACUCGAUCAAAUGCACAGAUAAAAGAAAUCAUCAAGAAAUACAAAGAAAUGUUUAACAAAGACCUGGAGAAGGAUAUUGUAUCAGACACGUCUGGACAUUUGAAGCGAUUGCUGGUGGGCUUGGUUCAGGCUAAUCGCUCAGACAGCAGUGAGAUUGACAGAAACAAGGCACACCAAGAUGCCAAAGCUAUGUAUGAGGCUGGAGAGAAGAAAUGGGGAACAGAUGAAUCUCGUUUUAAUGUCAUUCUUGUGUCUCGUAGUUACGCUCAACUCCGAGCCACGUUUGAGGAAUAUCGCAAGAUUUCCAAGAAGGAAAUAGAGGAAGUACUGAAGAGCGAGUUGUCAGGAGAUUUGUUAAGGGGAAUGCUAACUAUAGUACGCUGUGUGAAGAACAAAGCAGCUCACUUUGCCCGUCAGCUACAGAAGACGAUGAAGGGGCUAGGGACGGACGAUGACACACUACUACGAGUGGUCAUCUCACGCUGCGAAAUUGAUAUGGUCCAGAUCAAAGAGGAAUUUGAGAAACUCACCGGUCAAACCUUGGAACAGUUUAUAGCUGAUGACUUAUCAGGAGACUAUCGUAAGAUUAUCCUGUCCCUGGUUGUUGGAGGCCCUCCCCCAGAGAGCAGUGCCAAAUCUGGUAAAGCCUUUGUACAGGCCACAAGGAGUAAGACGGAUGAGCAGCUGGACGAGGAAGUGAAAAUGGAGUCAGAGCCAGUCCAGGAAGAUCCAACUGUUACACCAGCUGAAAAUUUCAAUGCAGAAACAGAUGCUGAGGUACUGAGGAAGGCCAUGAAAGGUCUAGGGACAGAUGAGGAUGCCAUUAUUGGUGUGUUGGCAUACAGAUCAAAUGAGCAAAGGCAGGAGAUUGUGAAAACCUUCAAGACCAUGUUUGGCAAGGACCUUAUCAAGGAGCUGAAGGGAGAGUUGAGUGGAGGCUUGUGUAAGCUGGCCACAGGGCUCUGUCUGUCCUCUGCAGAUUUUGAUGCCACCAUGGUGAAGAAAGCCAUCCGGGGAUUAGGCACAGAUGAGAAGGUCCUUGUUGAAAUGAUCUGUACUAGGAGCAAUGCUCAGCUGACAGCUAUGAAGGAAGCAUACAAAACAUUGUUUGGCAAGGAUAUGGAGAAUGAAGUAGGCUCUGACACAUCCGGCCACUUCAAACGUCUUCUCAUUGGACUGCUUCAAGCCACUCGGGAUGAGAGCAAGGAAUUUGACAGAAACAAAGCUAAGCAAGAUGCCCAGGCCUUAUUGGAUGCCGGUGAGAAGAAAUGGGGGACGGAUGAGUCUCGCUUUCACACCAUUCUGGUCUCCAGAAGCUAUGCACAGCUCAGGGCGACAUUCCAGGAGUAUGCCAAGAUAUGUAACAAUGACAUAGAGGAUACCAUAAGUUCAGAGAUGUCAGGGGAUCUCAAGGCAGGCAUGCUGUCCAUAGUGCGUUGUAUCAGGAACAAAGCUGCCCACUUUGCCAAUGAGCUGCAUGGUGCUAUGAAAGGGUUGGGCACAGAUGAUGACACAGUCUGCCGUGUUCUUGUGUCACGCUGUGAAGUUGACAUGGUCCAGAUAAAGGAGCAAUUCCAACGACUUUACAAACAAACACUUGGCAUGUUUAUAAAGGAUGAUAUUUCAGGGGAUUACCGUAAGUUGUGCUUGGCCUUGAUCAGAGACGAGAAUGCUGCGAAGAAGAAAUAGAUAUAUAUUCUCUUACUGGCAAGACGGUGCACAAAAAUGCCCAAAAUAGAUG
Liolophura sinensis is the source of this 3440-nucleotide messenger RNA. RefSeq names its product annexin A6-like. The record is from RefSeq and is a predicted model, not a curated record. Bases 155 to 3388 code for a protein of 1077 amino acids. NCBI's taxonomy places the organism in Eukaryota, Metazoa, Mollusca, Polyplacophora, Chitonida, Chitonidae. The transcript is spliced from 25 exons. Gene Ontology annotation, cellular component: cytoplasm; vesicle membrane; nucleus. Gene Ontology annotation, molecular function: calcium ion binding; phosphatidylserine binding; calcium-dependent phospholipid binding.